AUGAUGGCCAACGGAACAAUUAAUUUGAAUGACACAUCUAUGAGAUCUAUAUAUUUCGGGUUAUUAAUUGCAUCAUCUGAUCUAAAACUCAGCGAUCUAAUCGAUCAUCUCCAGAAUUACUUUCUUACUAAUGAUACUGAAUGGAUUCGCGCCAAUAUACUUAGGCUCCUUUAUCUCACAUUUACUCAUCCAUCGUACUCCCGCCUAUCCAAAUUUUGCCAAAGUACCUUCAAUACACAAUUCACUCAAAUAUUUAGUUCUUCAGAAUUCCUUAAUCUAGAAGAACAAUUCCUAAUUAACAUAAUUGAACGUAAUGACCUUCAAAUUGACGAAAUCGUAAUUUGGGAGGCCGUUCUUCGGUGGGGAAUUGGAAAAUUGCCAUGUUUGAUUGAAGAUGUAAAAAAAUGGACAAAUAAAGAUUUUAAUAAACUUAGAAAAGUUGUAAAAAAUUUAUUACCGCAUAUUAGAUUUUUUAAUAUUUCAGGGUUAGAUCAUAGAACUAAAAUCCGACCAUUUAAAAAAAUCUUGGGAAAGGAAUUAAGAGAAGAAAUUAAGGAUUUUUUUUUCGCAAGGAUUUCACCAACAAAAUUUCGACAACUUCCACCUCGCUUUAUAGAAAAUUUAAGUAAUGAGAAUCGAAUUCAAAUUAUCAACCAAGCCUCAAAUAAUUCUGACGUUAAUCAUGUAAAUUUUGUUAAUGUUAAUACUACCAACUCCGUAAUUAUCGGAGAAAAAGGAUUCGCCAAGAUUGCAUCGUGGAUUGAUAAAAAACAACCAGUGUAUGCAUAUGCGCCUGCAGAAAUACCUUACGACUUUAGAUUGUUAUAUAGGGGAAGUAGAGAUGGGGUAAUAAACGUGAAGAAGUUUCAUGAACGAUGUGGAAAUCAAGGAGCUACAGUUAUCAUCAUCAAGAUUGCAGAAUCUACGCGAGUUCUUGGUGGAUAUAAUCCUGAAAGUUGGCUGAAUGAAAAUGUGUGGGGUAAACGAAUGUUUAGUUUUAUUUUUUCGAUGGAAAAUGGUCGUAAUGAUGAAAAUAAUGGGAAAGAUGCCGGUAACAAGAUAGAAUUAGAGAAUCAAAGUAAUUCUACCGGGACUAAUAAUUCCUCUAAAUCAAGAAAAGAAGGUCAUGAUAUAAUGGCACGAGUAAAGUUAGCUAAACACGCGAUCUGGAAUUCUAUAAAAAAUCCGGGAUUUAGUUCAGAUCUACAAUGGUUUAGUGGUACUUGUACACCUAAGUCGUAUGAUAAACCUAUUUUUGAAGAUAAAAUAUUUCCUCUUAUCGAUUUUGAAGUGUUCAAGAUUUUGAUUUGGACGAAAGAGACUAUAGCAGGGAUAAUGCCGGAAAGAGGCUUAAAUC
Molecule: messenger RNA, 1357 nt
Organism: Scutellospora calospora
Lineage: Eukaryota; Fungi; Glomeromycota; Glomeromycetes; Diversisporales; Gigasporaceae
Source: the annotation of a GenBank genome assembly